AUGGAUGAUUUCCUCUUCUCGGAACUACACACCUCACGAUACGAUCUAGCAAGAAGUACUCGCCGGGACUCUGAGCCUUCAUACCGCAUCCUCUCCUCUUCCCCCAAGCAGACCGAGCCUACUCUCCAGAAGAACACCGUCACUGCGGCAGGACUUGAAUAUGUGUCUCGUCGCCUUCCAACCUCCAGAAUGGGAAAUUUCGGUCCCUUCAACAGAGCGCCCUGCGGCUUCGGCCGAUGA
Messenger RNA from [Torrubiella] hemipterigena, 240 nucleotides. Lineage: Eukaryota; Fungi; Ascomycota; Sordariomycetes; Hypocreales; Clavicipitaceae. The record is from the annotation of a GenBank genome assembly.